AUGGGCAUGGACCAGCUUGCCAGGGAGCAUGUGACACCAGGUCUUUUUACGGUACCUGUGGUCAGUGGCCCUGAUCCCCGGCUCUGCCUUCUCUUCCUCCCCCCCACCCCCCACAGCCCGGAGGGGUGCCAUCCUCCUCAGUGAAAGUUUGAGUAUCUCAGCUUCCAAGGACCAAGGUUAGCAUUGCCUGGAUCUGGGAUACCACUCUGGAGCCAUCAUGGAAUACCAUCCAGAGGAAGUGCGCUGGCCCCAUGCGUGUGGAACUGAAGUGGUGCAGUGCAGAGCAGGGCCGUCCCCUUCUCUGGCUGGCAGGUGGACAUGCAGAUGAGGGUGACUGGGCCAGGGCGCCAGGGAGCCCAGGUCAUGACUGUGUGGUACCCCCAGGGGCCAAGCAGGGGCCAAGUCAGCUCUGUCCUGGUGGAGCCUGCCUUGAGGAAUGACAUCGGGAUCCUCUUCGACUCCUCAUCCCAGGAUACCCAGUCCUUGGGUCCUGUAUGGCCCUGCUGGACUCUAAGUCCCCACAGAGAUGGAGCCAGCUGGGUGCUGGGCUCUCGUUACCACAACUUCCGGAAUCGGCCAUACCCUUGCAAAGCACAGCUCGCCUACUGGGAGCAGCGGCCCCUGGAACAUAUGAGCAGCACAUAUAUGGAUCCUCCUCCCUACAACAGAAUCCUAACUGGCCCAAAGCACAUACCUGUGUCCUUGAACACUCCCAGAGACCUGGAUUUGGUGUGCAUUGGUGUGGGACCCCUGCUUUUGGCUCCUGGAAGUUUCUUUGGGGUCUCAGCAGCCACCAGAACCCUGGCCGAUGGCCAUGAUGUCUUGUCCUAUCUGACCUUCAAUCUGAAAGGUCCAGAGCCGGAAGGGCUACAGGCAAGGCUGGCCCUGGGCACCAGGGAAGACAGGAUUCCAAAGAUGAACUCCAAAGACCAGGAAGACGGUAGGGGCCCAGGGAGCAGGCAGGGGACUGACCUGGAGGAGACCCUGAACAGACACAAGAAGAUCCUGCAGGGUCUCUCUGACCACUUGGCCCAGGCUGAGAGGCAAUGGAAGAAGCCUGGAUCGCUAGGUCAGGCCAGGCCUGCAGGAGCCUGGGACUCUGCCAGGGUCAGCACGCUGUUUUGUGGACAGUAGUGGACUCUUCGCCAAAGCCUGUAUAAGAUGAGGGAUGCAGUAACCCACAUGGCUUCAAGAGCCCAGGUCUUCUACCUGCCUGUGGGCAUCAAGCAUCACUUAGAGCUGGCUCAGAUCCUGAGCCUCCUGCAGAAGAAAGCAGCAGCCAAGGAACCCUGACCAGCUGGCCAGCCCCCAGGGCUCUCGUGCCUACAGCCCAGCAUCUUCCUGUUCUUCCUCCUCACCUUCCUUUUUCUUCGUCUAUGUGCACUUCAAGUGGGCCUUCCUAUAGGCAGAACUUUCCACACCUACCUGGCUUGGUUCUGGGCAUAA
Molecule: messenger RNA, 1446 nt
Organism: Eptesicus fuscus (big brown bat)
Lineage: Eukaryota; Metazoa; Chordata; Mammalia; Chiroptera; Vespertilionidae
Gene: LMAN1L
Product: lectin, mannose binding 1 like
Biological process (GO): Golgi organization; endoplasmic reticulum to Golgi vesicle-mediated transport; endoplasmic reticulum organization
Cellular component (GO): endoplasmic reticulum membrane; Golgi membrane; COPII-coated ER to Golgi transport vesicle
Molecular function (GO): D-mannose binding
Source: RefSeq, a predicted model, not a curated record